UUGACAUUGACUUUGAUUGAUGUCAUUCAUUUCAUUUGUUGUCUUUUUUAUUGUAGUAUAUUACAUUUAAGAUCCAAUCAAAAUCUAAUAAUAAAUCUAUUAAAUACAUUUUCCUGCAGUCACGGUUUAUUAUUAUACAUUUAAAUGGGGAAGAAUAAAAUGAUAGCCAAAAGUUGUCCGAAAUGUGAAAUGCAGGUCGCUGUGGCGUCGAAAUCGUGUAAAUGUGGACAUACAUUCUUUGCUGCUCGCCGUGGUGCAGACCACUUACCAGCUGUUGAAGACAUAAAACGGAGGACAGGCAGAGUGAGACGCUCUAAGACACAAUUCUAUGAUGCCCAACACUAUGACAAUAAGAUUAAAAAAAGAUCACCCAAGAAACAGUCUCUAACACACACAUUAGAUUAUGAUUACAAAGGAAAAGAAAAGUCAGAAAGUGCCACGGCUUUAGCGAGGCGUCGUCGUGCGUUACGACGCGCUAAACGGUCCCCAGCCCGGGGCGGAGAUCGAACCCGCGACCCAACACCUCAAUUGAGGCCGUCGCAACUCGCGCGUUGUCGACUUAUACUACAAGAGAUAAAUCGAAAGAUGCAAGCUGUCACGUGGCAGCCCCCACUAGAAGGAUAGACAGAUUUAAUUUUGAUCUCUCAUUAUAGGUCGCCGAACAGAGCGAAAUUCGUGCGUUGACCUUUGUGCUUACUGAUAUCGUAAAUAUUUUAGGUUCACAUUACUGUGACAAAAUUGGAUAGAUGCAUCUGUGCGAGCGAAAUAGCAGUAUGUUUGCGUACGAGUGAGAGAGAUAUG
This is a messenger RNA of Diatraea saccharalis (sugarcane borer), 801 nucleotides long. NCBI's taxonomy places the organism in Eukaryota, Metazoa, Arthropoda, Insecta, Lepidoptera, Crambidae. The record is from the annotation of a GenBank genome assembly.